CCUGGGCUCUAGACCAUUCAUUGAGGUCUUGGGACUCUGCGGUCAGAGUGGACCUAGUCUCAGGUCCUGCCGCUGGGCACUCCGCGAGUGAUGGAAGGCGAAGGUAAAUUUUUUUUGUUUUUUGUUUUUUCUUCUCCGAUUUCAGGGCGGUUUGUUCUCUGUUUGUGACUAUGACAUUAGACAGAAGACGGACCACAGGAAAAUCAUCAGUUAGUUGAGCGUCAGAGGAGAAAAGAGAACGCAGAAGUUAAUUCUAGAAGGGAACGUCUAAUGAGCCCAUCCGUCGGGAGAUACCUGAACCCGGAGACAGCGUGGGGCGCGCUGACGAUCCCCCCGCGGUUACAGGAAAGCUGGACUUGGAUCGGAGCUGGGGCCCCGUCUCCUCGGCCGGUCUCUCCACGUCUGGUGCCCCCAGGCCUCCGGUCGGGCGCUGACUCUGCCGGGUGUCUGGUCGGUGGCGCUGAUGGAGCGCGCGGCCGCCCCCCGCUGCCGCGCGCGGGGCUCGCUUCUCUUCUUGGCGCUCCUCUGCGGGUGUGCCCUGCUCUCAGCCCAGUUUACUGUCGUGGGUCCAGCUGACCCAGUCCUGGCCAUGGUGGGAGAAGACACCACGUUUCACUGCCACCUGUCCCCCGAGAAGAACGCCGAGGACAUGGAAGUGCGGUGGUUCCGGACUCACUUCUCGCGGGCAGUGCUCGUGUACAAGGGUGGACGAGAGAGAACGGAGGAACAGCUGGAGGAGUUCCGAGGAAGGACGACCUUUGUGAGCGACGGCAUCAAACAGGGGAGCGUGGCACUCGUCAUACACAAUGUCACAGCGCACGAGAAUGGCAUCUACCACUGUUACUUCCAAGAAGGCAGGUCCUACGAUGAGGCCGUCAUGCGGCUGAUGGUUGCAGGCCUGGGCUCCAAGCCCCUCAUUGAAAUGAAGGGCCAUGAGGACGGGGGCAUCCGGCUGGAGUGCACAUCCGUAGGGUGGUACCCAGAGCCCCACGCGGUGUGGAGGGACCCUUACGGUGAGAUCAUGCCCGCCCUGGAGGAGGCUUACACUGUGGACGCCGACGGCCUCUUCACGGUCACCGUGGCCGUGAUCAUCAGGGACUGCUCUGUGAGGAACGCGUCCUGCUCCGUCAACAACACCCUGCUUGGCCAGGAGAAGGAAACUGUGAUUUUCAUUCCAGAGCCCUUGCCCCCCAGCACGCUCCCCUGGAUGGCGGGCCUCGCUGCCCUCCCGCCUUCUCUGCUGCUCCUCGUCGCUGGAGUCCUCUGUCUCGCCAGGAAAGUCCACCGGGAAAAAGAGGUUGAGAAUGAAGAGAGAGAAACCGCAUGUCAGGAACUGGGGAAAGAAGAUGUGGAAAAAGAGAAAGAACGUGAGAUCGGAGAGCAACUUCAAGAAGAACUGCGAUGGAGAAGAACCCUGCUACAUGCCGCUGACGUGGUCCUAGACCCAGACACGGCACAUCCUGAGCUGUUCCUGACAGAGGACCGGAGAGGUGUGAGGCGAGGCCCCUCCAGGCAGAGUGUGCCUGACAACCCCGAGAGGUUCGACUGCCGGCCCUGUGUCCUGGGCCUGGAGAGCUUCUCCUCAGGGAGGCACUACUGGGAGGUGGAGGUCGAAAACGUGAUGGUGUGGGCUCUGGGGCUUUGUAGAGACAGUGUCGAGAGGAAAGGAGAGGCCUUACUGGUUCCUCAGAAUGGCUUCUGGACCCUGGAGAUGUUUGGAAACCAAUACCGGGUCCUGUCUUCCCCCGAGAAGAUCCUCCCCCUGAAAGAGCGCCUUCGCCGCGUGGGCAUCUUUCUGGACUAUGAAGCUGGAGAUAUCUCCUUCUAUAACAUGAGGGACAGGUCACACAUCUACACGUGUCCCCGCUCACCCUUCUCUGGGCCCUUGAGACCCUUCUUCAGGCUGGGGUCUGAUGACAGCCCCCUCUUCAUCUGCCCAGCCUUCACAGGGGCCCGGGGGGUCGCGGUGCCCGAGGGCGGCCUGAUCCUUCACAGGACGGGGACCCAGCGCAGCCACCAGGGUCAGUUCCCUGGUCUCAGAGCCAAGUAGAGGGCCCCGGCACCCCUGGCAGGAAACGGGUCAUGUCAAGAACCGCCUCCAGAGGCCUCCUGGACACCCUCUUCAGGCCCAGCCCUGCCUGGCCCUCAUCAGGCUGUUGCUUUCCCGACUCAUUUGCUGGUGACCACGGGGGCACGGGCCGGUCUCGGAGCCGUGCUGCCACACGGCUCCCAACCUGGAAGAAAGCGGGAGACAGUGACGGGUUUUAACAUCAGCGUGACACAGUCAGCCUGAUGCCCGGGCACCAGGCUCUGUGGACUCGGGGUGAGGGACACAGGACCCACUGUAAGGGGAGGGAAACCAUAACAGGAGGUCAGGGACGGGGAAGCCAAGCCUGGGGGGUGGGAGGGGACAAGGGCCUGGGUGUUGUCAAGCCUCAGUUACAGCUAUGGGGGCUCGAGAGCUGGUGGUCCCGUUUCUAUCCCUCCCCCCGCCCCGGAGAUUUCCAGAUUGCACUCCUAGCCUAGAACUGAGCUGAAGAAAGAUGAAAGAUGAAGACCCGUGUUGGCCUGGCUCGGGUGUCCCCUCAAUAAACUGGGAGUCAGUACUCAGUGACUGAGUAUGGCUUAAGGGCUAAGGUCACAGCUGAGCUGGUGAGAACUGCCCCGAGUGGAUCGCAAGGUUCAGGUUCAGUGGGCAAAGCAGCAGUUUCCAACGUUUUGACCUCAGGCCACUUAAGUAAGAUACCUCAAAAAUUAUUGAGGACCCCAAAGAGUCUUGCUCACUUGGGUUAUAUCUGUGAACAUUUAUGGCAUUGAAGGUUGAAACUGAAACAUUUAAAAACUGUAUUUAUGGGGCGCCUGGGUGGCGCAGUCGGUUAAGCGUCCGACU
This is a messenger RNA of Lynx canadensis (Canada lynx), 2890 nucleotides long. Its product is annotated as butyrophilin subfamily 2 member A2-like. The transcript is spliced from 8 exons. The record is from RefSeq and is a predicted model, not a curated record. Gene Ontology annotation, cellular component: external side of plasma membrane. Bases 464 to 2050 code for a protein of 528 amino acids. Gene Ontology annotation, molecular function: signaling receptor binding. NCBI's taxonomy places the organism in Eukaryota, Metazoa, Chordata, Mammalia, Carnivora, Felidae. Gene Ontology annotation, biological process: T cell receptor signaling pathway; regulation of cytokine production.